Schistosoma haematobium is the source of this 2795-nucleotide messenger RNA. RefSeq lists its product as uncharacterized. The coding region runs from base 1152 to 1523 and encodes 123 amino acids. NCBI's taxonomy places the organism in Eukaryota, Metazoa, Platyhelminthes, Trematoda, Strigeidida, Schistosomatidae. The record is from RefSeq and is a predicted model, not a curated record. The transcript is spliced from 8 exons.
CUUGGUUUUACAAUUAGGGUUGGAUGGAGAGUGUUGGUGGGUGGCCUAUACUCCUUCAAGUGGGAUAACAGACGUAAUUAAGUAAGUAAGUUGGUUUCACAAUUAGAGACAAUUUUGAAGGGAGUUAUAAAUACUAGUGUUAUAUUUAUUACAGCUGGAUUUCUACGGAUUAGUUUUAUUUUUCUCUAAAAUAGUCAAAUUGAUCAUUUAAUAGAACACAGAAAUGAACUUAAGACAUUGUACCAUGAGUUUAUCAAUGUGUUUAAUCUAUACAUUUAUGUUGAAUAACAUAUUAACAAAUGUAACUAGAGGACUAAGCAUUUUAAAUGAAAACAUUGUCAGACAACGUCAGUUAAUUGAUGGAUUGCAAUUGAAAAGUUUAAAUUGAUUCAAUGGGAAGAUACAAGUAAACAAUGCCAAGUGAAUUUAAAACUUCACCCGAUUGUACAAGCAAGUGGCUAUUAGGACUCAGUAGCUAAGUGAGAAUCUAAGGCGAAUGAUAUUGGAUUCGAGUCCUAGAGUGGACAUCAAUUCUAAGAUUCAGGUACAUUCACCUGACGUGUUCUAAAUAGGACGAAACCCGCCUCCUGGAUUUCACUACUAGCCACCAUCCAUCUUUGUUUAGAAUGUCUGUGAAUGAAGGUAAUACAGAUGCAAUACGCACAGUAUGCAAAUAUGCCAAUAAGAGGCUGACCAAUUGCAGUCCUGAACAUCAAUGGGAAAAUACGACUAAACUGUACCAAGUUAAUUUAAAACUUCACCCUAUUGCACAAGCAAGUGGCUAUUAGGACUCAGUACCUAAGUGGGUAACGUGAUGGCGUUUGGAACGAACGAUACUGGAUUCAAGUCCCAAAAUAAACAUCAACUCUAAGAUGUAGAUAUAAGCAGUUGACAAAUUCUAAAUAAGACGAAACACACCUCCUGGAUUCCACUACUAGUUACUAUCCAUCUUUGUUUAUAAAAUAUAAAAAAUACAUCGAUUGUUUUAAAAUAACCUUAAAUAUAAAAAACUAUUUGAUAUAAACAUAAAAUGAUCACAAAUUUAUUAAUCACAAUUCAAAGUUCAAUUAUCAACUCUUAUUCCUUAUGAUAAUAAUAAUAAUAAUUGUCUGUCAUUAUACUUUAUAAAGUCCAUUGGAAUUGUCAUUAAAAUGACCAUUGUUUUAUAUAGUACAAUUACAAUUAUGUUUAGUCGACAAUUUCAAUUCAUAAUUACCUUAUUAAUCUAUUUAUCUUAUAUUAAAGGAUUUACUAUACAUAAUGAAUAUCUUCAAAAUGAAAAUUUACUGAACUUAUGUGGUCGUUGCAAUAGAACAAUUGCUAAGGUAAUAAAUGAUUUAUCGGAUUUGGAUUUUCAAUUGAAAUGGGAAAUGAAACUUGUCAAUGGAUGUAAAUAUACUGGCCCGCUUCGUGAUAAUUGUGCAUCAUUAUUCAGUUCAACAAUGAUUAAAAUUAUCAACAAAUUUAUAGUAAAUAUGAAACCUGACAAAGUUUGUAAGAAUAUAUAUUUAUGUUCUAUAUAAGUUUCGUCAUGGUACGACCAAUUCAAUCAGUUCUGUAUUUAUCGACAACUUUUGGCCAUUUGGAUUUUUCUUUCAACAAAGUUUACUACUGAAAUAUAUAUAAAGUAGCAUAAAAUUAUCUGACUAAAAUAUGUGACGCGUCUCAAUAAAAAUGUAUUUGAAUAAAAAAAUAUUUUUAAUCAUUAGAAAGUGGGUGAAAAGUGGGAUAUACACUAUUUAAUAUGAGCAUCAAUGUCACUAAAUAUUGUGAAUUGAAAACUAAUUCUGAAAAACAGUAUACUGAGCUCUAUCUUGUUCUAUCGACUGAUUUCUUAAUCGUAGAGUCAUAAACGGUUCACAAUCAUACACGCAUUUAUGCUUCUACAUCAGCAUUUCGUUUCUAUAUCACCUGAGCUUCAUCAUUUGAAGUCGAAGAUUACUUCUACAAAUGAAUUAAUAACUGGAAUUCACAUACUUUUAGAAAGUUUCCGGUAGUGUGAUAAUUUCAUGCAAUUUGUUCCUUUUAUGAAUUUAAAUAAAGCCAAAACGAACAUUGAUGCAGAACAGCAUGAAUUCAUUGUACUUGUUGGUUUCUCAUCAGCUGUUUAUAACCAUAUAUGUAUUAGAAUUUUUCAUUGAGUUAAGAUAUAUUGUGGAACAAUUGACAUAAGUGAUAAUUCACCAAAUCCAGAAAUGGAAAAUCUUCCGAUAGCAUUCAUAAUCUCAUAUCAUGUAUCUUCACUGCUAGUUUGUGUCUCUGUAUGCGUAGUUUGAAUCAGAUUCUUUUCGACUCAGUGUUUCUCUUAGUUGAUUCAUUUUAAUACGUAAAUAAUAUCUACUUUGCCUUUCACCGCUGUUCAGUCUUCUGGUUAAUGUGAGAUUACUAGUUUGCACACAAUACUGAUUCAGGUGAGUUUUGAAAUGUCUUUCAUGGAGAACUAUUCAAUGUUGAGUUUAUGGAUUUGAUUUUUAAAUAAAACGUCAAUUUCUUAAAUAUGUUUUGAUGAAGUUUUGGAGAAGUUGUUUUUAUGGGUAGUAAACAAAAAUGACUUACUUCCGUAUUUUGCCCGAUUAGACGACUUCAAAGAGUUCUGUAUGUUGAGUAUAAUACCUAUACAUUAUUCUUUGUGUCUUUUUUGUUAACUACUAUUGUCAAUAAUUAUUUGACCGGUGUUAGUCUAUUUCUAAUAUUCUGUUAUAGUUGAUGUUCUGCUGAGUAUAGUAUCCAAGAUUAUACUCCCUUGUUCUGUAUUUGUAAACUCGCUACUGUAAAAGAUGUUUUCCAUCAUAUGA